AUGUCGAAGAAGGCCAAAGGCCCAGGGGCGGUUUCUCUCGAGUCCCUGAAGGCACAGCUUGAGGGCACGGAGCUCUUGGCCAAGCGACCGGAUGGACUGGAUGCCUUCGUCUGCACCCAUCAUGGAACCUUCCAUUGUGACGAGGUGAUGGCUUGUGUGAUGCUGAAGUGUCUUGACGAGUUUCAAAGUCUGCCAAUUUUGCGAACCCGAGAUGCAGCAGAAAUCGACAAGGCGACGAUAGUGGUGGAUGUGGGUGGCACCUACGAGCCUGAGAAACAGCGCUUUGACCACCAUCAGAAGACCUUCACCGAGACCUACUCGGAGGCAUACAGUGGCAUCAAGCUCUCCAGUGCGGGAUUGGUCUUCAAACACUUUGGCGGCAAGGUUGUUGAGGCCCUUUGUGGACCACUUGAAGAAAAAGCCAAGGCAGCCAUCGUAGCAAAAACCUACGACAACCUGGUAAGGGAGCUGGAUGCCCUGGACAAUGGAGUUCAGGUGGCUGAUGAGCCGCGUUACCGCAUUGUGACGCACCUGGGAGCGCGUGUUGGGCGCUUGAAUCCCAGCUGGCAGGAGGAGAAUAGCCCAGAGGUGGAAAACCAGCGCUUCAAGGAGGCUAUGUUGGUGGCUGCCAAGGAGCUCUGCGACAUCGUUGGCGGUUAUGCGCAACACUGGCUACCGGCGCGCUCGCUGGUAGAGGAGGCAUUGCAUAAGCGGAAAGAAGUCCAUCCUUCCUGCGAGAUCAUGACCCUCGAGCAGUUCUGCCCUUGGCAAGAUCACCUCUUUGACUUGGAGGAAGAAGAGGAGGAAUAUCGAAGUCCUUUGGUGAAGUACGUUAUCUUUCAGGACAGCCGGGCCGGCUGGCGCGUUCAAGCAGCCCCCAAAACGAGAGGCAGCUUCGAACUAAGGCAGGGUCUCCCAAGCGCAUGGCGUGGCGUGCGAGACGAUGAGCUCUCGAAAUUGUCCGAGAUUCCAGGCUGCAUUUUUGUACAUGCUGCCGGGUUCAUCGGUGGCAAUGCGACGAAAGAGGGGGCAUUGGCCAUGGCGACCAAAGCGCUUGAAUGA
Messenger RNA from Cladocopium goreaui, 1062 nucleotides. NCBI's taxonomy places the organism in Eukaryota, Dinophyceae, Suessiales, Symbiodiniaceae. The record is from the annotation of a GenBank genome assembly.